This is a messenger RNA of Closterium sp. Naga37s-1, 651 nucleotides long. Lineage: Eukaryota; Viridiplantae; Streptophyta; Zygnematophyceae; Desmidiales; Closteriaceae. The record is from the annotation of a GenBank genome assembly.
AUGAGUCCCUGCUCUAACGUCUUCCGCCCUUCAAUGAUACCAUUUCCCCCGGCUCACACUCCUGGGCCCUUCACCCAUCCCAUUUCCCCCCUGCUCACACUCUUCCCCCUUCACUCACCCUAUUUCCCCCCCGCGCACCCCUUCCCCCCUUCAAACAAGCCAUCUCCUCCCUCCUCACGCUCAAUGGCCUUCACUCACCAUAUUUCCCGCCUCUGCACUCUCUUUCCCCCUUCACUCACCACUUUUCCCCCCUGCUCACUCUCUUUUCCCCUUCACUCACCCCAUUCCCCCUUGCUCACUCCCUUUCCCCCUUCAAAUAUCCCAUUUCCUCCCUGCUUGCUCACUUUUUCUCCUUCACUCACCCCAUUUCCCCCCCGCUCACGUCUUUUCCCCCUCCAAUCAUCCCAUUUCCGCCCUGCUCACUCUCUUCCCGUGUCACUCACCCCUUCCCCCCUCUGCACUCGCUUUUCCCCUUCACUUACCCCGUUUCCCCCCUGCUCACCCCCUUCCCCCCUUCAAUUAUCCCAUUUCCUCCCUGCUCACUUUCUUUCCCCCUCCACUCAACCAAUCUUCCCCCCUCUGCACUAUCUUUCACCUACUUUCCUGAUCGAGCAGGGGCCGCUGCUGACUGUCGUGAGCAAGGAGGGCUAA